AUGACUACACCCACUACAGUAGAACAGGUCCAGUGUCUUCUGCAGAAAUGCGGGGCCAGCGGCCACAAUAUAUAUGACCAUUUGAGUGAUGUGGUGGCUGCCCUCGUGGCAGAACAGCCCGACGAUCCUUACGAGGCAUUCGAGAGGGUCUCGGAGUCAGUAAAGGCCCUGAAAGCAUUACAGCCCCCUGCCAACAGAGUUACACAUCCCUUACCAAAUUCGAAUAAGGAAAUGUCUUCAGCCUUACACGAAUGGCUGAAGGCUACAAAGCGACUUGUGCAAGCUGCAGACCCCGAGAAUGAGGUGCAUAUUGCCGCAGAGUGCCCCGACUUUUUAGAAGUAAACCGUCUCCUCAACUGGGCUGGCUGCGGCUUUACUGCAAGCGAAGCCUUUCGGAUCUGUUGUGCCCUAAAACGUUUAUUGGCUUCGUCUCCAGGGAUUGUCUCGGCUCGCUUCUGGGGAAAGGUACUGGGCAUCAAGAAGGACUACAUUAUAGCAGAGACACGCUAUGAGGGGGAGGAGAAUAUGACAGCUGACCAAGAGACAGAAGAAGCCAUGGAUCGCCGGGGGACGGGAAGCAACACAUACACCUACUUCGUGAUGCAUUCAGAUGGGUAUAAGUGGGUAUUGCUUCCAGACGUUUUGCCUAGUCACAUUGCAACCGCGCGGAAAAUCAAAAAGCUCUUCACAGGGGACCUCGAUAGACAAAUCGUCAGCUUUCCUUGGUUUCCGGGCAGAGAAAAACAUCUUUUAAGAGCGACAAUCGCGAUAAUAUCCGCUGAUACAGUGCUCUGCCCAGCGGGGUUGUUGCAAAUUUCAGACGAAGCGGGCGACCCAGAGGAAGACCCAGAGUUCGAAUUUCCUUCAGCCAAGGCACUAGCUAGCACUAGCGCCUGGACACACUCAAGGCCCUAUCUGACUACAGAAGGUCUCACUGUGUACCCAGAUCUGGAUGAGAAAGAUGAGAGAUAUCCUGCUUUGCAACACCAGAUGGAAGAAGACCCCAUUCUCGAACUAACCCGUCCAGCAAGUGAAGACCCUAAUUUGCCUGACGGCCGCCAGGCGUGGAAUGUGAGGCUCGUUGGAGACAAUGCCUCUUACAAGGAAGCAAGCCAUAGUACUGUGGUGCUGCGCAGCAACGCGUGGCCAGGUGCAGUGACCGUCUGCUACAAUAAGCUGUUUGCUUCUGUGUAUUGCGGCUGGGGUCUAAAAUACGGAGGUCAUCCCUUCUUCCCUAUAGCCCCUAAUGACGUGCAGCUAGAUCCACCGGAUUUGGAGGAACAGCCAGAGCCUCAACCAGGAGACGACGAGCUCUCGGAUGGGGCGAGUCAUGACGAGGAAGAGCCAGAAGAGAACCCUGACAAACAAGAGGAGGAAGAAGAAAUAGAGGAGUGA
This is a messenger RNA of Cyclospora cayetanensis, 1395 nucleotides long. RefSeq names its product radial spoke head protein 6 homolog A. Bases 1 to 1395 code for a protein of 464 amino acids. Gene Ontology annotation, biological process: axoneme assembly; cilium assembly; cilium movement involved in cell motility. Gene Ontology annotation, cellular component: radial spoke; axoneme. The transcript has a single exon. NCBI's taxonomy places the organism in Eukaryota, Apicomplexa, Conoidasida, Eucoccidiorida, Eimeriidae. The record is from RefSeq and is a predicted model, not a curated record.